GCUUUUUGCGCGAUGGGAAAAAACAUCUGGGAAUUGAGGAGGGAGUUUGUCUUGAUUUGUCUUUUGCAAGGCGUUGGUUGUGUGAGAUAGCCUUUUGGUGCUCAUUUUAUUCGUUGUGGCAUUCUUGAGAUGGAUAGGAUUGCGACGACAAGGUGAGCGUUGCCUGCGAAUACAAGUCACCUCAGAAAUAAAUUCAUGGUGGAGAUAUCUUUGCGCUAUUCGGAAUGUAUGAGCCCGGAUUGCACACCAUCUACGGCGACUCGGAGACAAGUGGUGGCCUUCAAUCCCUUGAGCCGGAGAUUGACGUUGUAGCUGUUCAUGGCCUCAACUUCAAGGGCAAUCCAAACCAUGCGCGAGCCACAUGGCACUCCCAGGGAUCAGUCUGGAUCCGGGAUUUCCUCCCCCAGAGGAUCGGGAGGCCGUGUCGAGUCAUGUUGUUUGCGUAUAAUUCCAGUCCGGCCAAAGCGGCGGCAGCGAUGCGCCUGGAUGAGCACGCACGGAUGCUCUUGAGCUGUCUAAAAGACAAAAGAAAGGACUCGCCGCUCAGGCCAAUCGUGUUUCUUUGCCAUAGUCUGGGCGGCAUAGUUGUCAAGUCUGCACUGGUUGAAGGAACUCUUGAUCCAGCUUACGGAUCCAUUGUCAAGUCUACCAGGCUCCUCGUCUUCUUCGCAACGCCUCACCUAGGCGGAAAUUACAGUGGCAUCGGAGACAUUGCUGCCAAGAUUGUCAGGACGGGACUCGGAACGCCUAGUAAUGACUUAUUGGACGGGUUGAAGGCGGGCUCUCGUGACGUGAUACGACGGUUUGAACAGGCGCGUCAUCUACCUGCCAACUGUCUCGUUAUUAGCUUUUAUGAGACGGAGAAUUACGGUAGAUUUGGACUGAUUGUUGAAAAAGAUUCUGCAGUUCUGAACUUAUCAGACGACCGAGAGAGAAAGGUGGCCCUCAAAGCCAACCAUAGCAAAAUCUGCAAGUUUCCAACAGCAGAGAGUUGCGAGUCGGUCAUGGAGAUGAUUGUAUCGGAUCUUGAAAGAGCUCUGGAAUUACAAAGAGUAAUGGAACCAGGUCCCAUGAACGUCCACUGGACGGUGAAGCAGCGUCCAAGCGCUUUAUUUACUGGAAGAGAUGAAAUAGUCCAAACCAUCAUCGAUGCCAUAGAUCCCAGGCUCAAUGACUCCAAAACUUCAGACAAAAUGUUCGUCAUCACGGGUAUGGGGGGUCAGGGCAAAAGCGAAGUGUGCUUGAACGUUGCGAGUAAGCUCCGAAAUCAAUUCUGGGGCGUGUUUUGGGUAGAUGUAGCCACUGCGGCCACAGCUGCCAGAGGAUUUGCCAUCAUUGCUCACGCUCUUAGAACUGAGAGUACUGAUGUUGAAGACGUACGCUAUCUUCUUGCAAAUUGGCCUGCGGAUGAGCCUUGGCUACUCAUCUUGGACAAUGCGGAUGAUAGCUCAAUCAAUUAUGCAGACUAUAUUCCGUCUGGGGAGAGAGGAACUGUGUUGAUGACAUCUAGGCUUCCAGAAUGCGCCGUUUACAAGACACUCGGACACAUAGAACUUGGAAACCUCAGCAAGGAGCAUUGUAUUGAGCUGCUCCUGAAUUCAAUGUCUGUCCCCGAGACACUGUGUGCCGAGUCCGCGGCAUCUGCAGAAGCUAUUGUUGAAGUGAUGGGAUUCCAUACACUUGCCAUCUUACAAGCAGGCGCCUACAUCUCUUCAAUGAAUAUAUCCAUGGAAAAGUAUAUAAUCGACUUCCGAGAACAGGGAGAUAAUCUGCUCAAGUUUAUCCCUUCUCAGGCUCAGUCAAGAUACCGCAACGUCUGGACGACUUUCGAAAUCUCGGUCCAGGCGUUAAAAUCUUCAGAUAAGCAAUCUGGGCAUGAUGCUUUACAGCUUUUGGAAGUCCUUUCAACCCUUCAUUAUGAUGACAUUCCUGUGGACUUUUUCCAACAUGCAUGGCGAGGGGCCAGAAAAGCUCAGAGUAUCCCAGAAGACGACGAUAAACUCGACAACCUUUCACAGUGGCAUGUCGCACAACUUCCUUCAUGGAUUAAUGCCCAGAAACACAAGUGGGAUGAGGCCCGAUUAGAUCAGGCUCUCAAUGAACUCGUUUCUUUAGCUCUCGUCAAGAGAUCAACCGCAGGAAGCGAUGCAACGGUCUCAUUGCACCCACUCAUUCAUGGUUGGGUAGCUAUUCGUCAAGAUGAAACUCAUCGACGUUCAAGUAUUCAGUCUUCCGCUUGUAUAAUUGCGCUUACUCAGUUCUCUCAAACAAAAUGGCAGUCCCAUUUCGAGAGGCUCGGGCCUCACAUUACGACUUUAAUUGCAGCGCCCUCUCUAGCUAUUGGGAAAGAGAGUUCCGCACAUAUGCUUCAAGUCCUUCUUCAAAUAUGCAUAUCUCUGCGAAAUAUGAGAUGUGACGCUGAAGUAUCGGCUCUUCUUGAGCAAAUGCUACGAUAUUUCGACGCCACUCUGGAUAAUCCAACUAGUGGCCUACUUCCCCUAUUUAAUGUGAUCUCACGCAACCAAUUUGAUCUGGGAGAGAUAGAUCAGUGUAUACAGACGAUUCAGAAAGUCCGAAAGGUUCAGCAGUCAAGUCUUCAUGAGCAUGGCACAAACCGUCUCGGAACGGAUCAGGAACUUGCGCGAGCUUACAACGUCAACGGCCAGUGGAAAGAGGCGAUAGCCAUUCUUGAGCAUAUCCGUCAGAUUCACGAGUCGCACAUGAGUCUAAACGAAGAUGACCCUGACAGACUGGCUGUGCUACAUCUACUCGGUGAAGCCUAUGAAUCAAUCGGGCGAACUCAAGAAGCCAUAGCGCUACUUACAGAAGUUGUAUCCAUCGAAGAGACGAGCAGAGAGAAAGGCGAUCCCAUUCUAUUUGGUUCAAAGUACAAACUUGCCACAUGCUAUCUGUCCAACUGCCAAAUUGAUGAAGCAAUUGCGAUAUUCAAGGAGCUUGAUGAAGUACAGGCUACGAACUUUUCCGAUCGCCAUCCAUAUCGGCUUGGUCCUCAGAUCGGGCUGGCCAAAGCUCACAUUGAGAAUGGAAAAUCGAGAGAAGCAAUCGAGAUCCUGGAAAAGGUAAAGAAUACACAAAACAGGCUGCUGGAAUCAGGGCAUUCAUCGCGCCCAACCAUCGAGAAUCAUCUUGGUGCGGCUUACCGACAGAACGGCGAGCCUCAAAAGGCUAUCAAAUGCCUGAAGACAGCCCUGAAGCUAUCGAAAUAUCGUCAAAAUCACCCUCAUCGGAUAGCUAUUCAGUGCGAGCUUGCUGCAGCCUAUCGUGCGAAUGGACAGAUUGCGGAUGCCAUUGCGCUGCUAGAGAAACUUGGGAGACUUGAGGAUAGUUCUCUAAGCAGCGGACAUCCAAUCCUGAUCAAAGUACAAGCUGACUUGUCAUCGCUGUACUUACUGGAUGGUCAAUGGGAGAGGGCCAUGACUCUUUUACAAAACACCAUUGAUCUCCAGAAAAACUCCGAUAAGAGCCAUCCAAAUCUACUGGCUUUGCAGCAAAAACUGGGAACUGCUUAUCUUGACAACGGUGAGGUCCAAAAGGCAGUCCAGAUUCUCGAAGAGUUGGUACAGAACCCUCAUCCUCAUGAGUUGCCCGUCAGCCGCCUCUUGUCGCAGCAUGAACUAGGCAGGGCUUAUCUUGCCGAUGGCCAGGUCAAAGCCGCAAUCAAUACGUUGGACAAAACUGUCAAAGACAAAGAACGACUUUUCCAUAAAGAGCAUCCCGAAAGACUUGCUUCGCUUCACGAACUUGCCAGGGCAUAUCUUAGUGAUGGUCAAGUCGACAAGGGCAUCGAGAUUUGUGAAGAGAUUGUUUCGAUUCAAUCGUCAAGAUUGAGUGAGAGUCAUCCUGAUCAGUUGAAAGCACGGUGUCUCUUGGGAUCCGCAUAUCUUCACAGCGGCCAAACUAUAAAAGCGGUAGAAAUAUUGACACAGGUUGAUGAGUUGGAGAAGCAAAGGGUUGGUGAAAGUCAUCCUGAUAAGCUGGUAUCGCAGCAUCAUCUUGGUGCAGCAUAUCUCAAAGCGGGCCAAGUUAAUGAAGCAGCAAGAGUCUUUGAGAACGCUACUAAAGUGGCCGAAGAAACGCUACGGGAAGAUCAUCCAACCCGGAUUGAUAUGCGGUAUCAGCUUGCUUGCGUAUAUCUUCAGAAUAAUCAGGUGGACAAUAGCAUUCUUAUUCUUGAGGAAAUGGCAUAUCCCAGGGAUAUAUCUGACGCAACAAGGGCUCUUCCCAGUCGAGUCGCCGCGUUGCAUCAGCUUGGUUUAGCAUACACAAAGAGCGGUCGAGUAGCCGAGGCGGUAGCAGCUCUAGAAGAAGCCGUCGAGAUACGAAGCAGCCUCGACGAGGGCCACCCCAACAGAUUAGCCUCUCAGUACGAGCUCGGAAGCUGUUACUUGUCCCUCAGGAGAAUAGACGACGCAGUCAGCCUCCUGAAAGAAGUCGUCCGAGUUGAAACCUUGACACAAGGCCGCAGCAUUUCUCUAGCCAUGACUCUAGCAAAACUCGGAUCCGCCUACUUAAUGCAAGGCAAAGCCAAAGAAGCCGUAGAAGCAUUAUCAUCUGCAUGCGUCAUACGAAGAAGUCGCCUCGAACCAGACGACGUCUCGCGACUCACAUCAGAACACGAUCUCGGUCUGGCAUACCUUGAAACCGGCAACGAAAAGAAGGGGAUAUCUACACUGGAGGAACUUCUCGCGGUGGAAAGACAAUGCCUUGAACAGAACCAUCUACUGCGCAUGAAGACGCAGUAUGAGCUCGCGUGCGCGUACAUGGAUGCUGGGAAACUGGAAAAUGGCAUUCAGCUUCUGGAGAAUAUAGUUUCGAUCAAGAAAUGGCAUCCUGAAGAAGAUGCGUAUCCGACGAUGAAUGAGGUUCGCACUGAGCUGGCCAAGGCUUAUAAAGAGAGGAGCUUUUUAUAUCGACUCUUGGGAGUCUUUGGGUUGGAUGUUUGCUUGGACAGGAAAUGAUCCAUGUCUUUGGGUCAAUGUAGAGAACGAAUGUUGCAGUUUGAAGCUGCUUCAGCAGAUGCUUGUGAUGAAAUCGUCCAAGUUACAUUACUGGUGUUUUCCUCAACUAUCUUGGCUGAGUUUUUAACGAGUUAUGAAAUCUUAAGAUAUAUCGCUUGAACUUUUCCCUCCAUCUU
Messenger RNA from Trichoderma harzianum CBS 226.95, 5155 nucleotides. RefSeq lists its product as hypothetical. The record is from RefSeq and is a predicted model, not a curated record. Gene Ontology annotation, molecular function: ADP binding; protein binding. Bases 225 to 4979 code for a protein of 1584 amino acids. The transcript has 8 exons. Lineage: Eukaryota; Fungi; Ascomycota; Sordariomycetes; Hypocreales; Hypocreaceae.